Messenger RNA from Rhizoctonia solani, 1359 nucleotides. RefSeq names its product major facilitator superfamily transporter. Gene Ontology annotation, cellular component: membrane. The record is from RefSeq and is a predicted model, not a curated record. Lineage: Eukaryota; Fungi; Basidiomycota; Agaricomycetes; Cantharellales; Ceratobasidiaceae. Gene Ontology annotation, molecular function: transmembrane transporter activity. The transcript has 14 exons. The coding region runs from base 1 to 1359 and encodes 452 amino acids. Gene Ontology annotation, biological process: transmembrane transport.
AUGAGCCAAACCGCGGCCUACGAGAUCGAGCUUCUCGAUGCACAUCCACAUUUAGAACAUGGACCCUCCUUUGAUGGGGUCAAGAAUCCCCACUCACAAGCCCCUGAUGCCUUCGCCGAGACCGAGCAAUACUUUUCUGGAGGUAGUCUAAACAGUUCUGUAAAUGCAUCUACUUCGGUCCACGCUACGAUCAAUAAUACAGCCCAAGCUGAGGGCUCUGGUUUCCGCAUUGGGAAGGUUUACAUAGAAGAUAAGGUCUUCUACUUAGCUGGGUCUUGUAUGGGGGUUUUCGCAGUCGGUCUUAAUGACACUGCUACGGGAGCCAACUUGCCCUCAAUUCAAGACCAUUACCACUUACCUUACGAGGUGGUUUCUCUUGUGUUCCUUGCAGGCUUUGGAGGCUACCUAAUCUCAUGCAUGAUUAACUCCGUCCUUCAGAAUGCAAUUGGGACACGCAAUGUUUUAGUGAUGGCGGGAAUCCUGUACGGGGGUGGAUCGUUGCUCAUAUCCUUCGCUCCACCUUUCCCGGUUGUGAUGGUAGGGCUCUGCCUCAUGGGUUUUGGAGGAGGUUUCUACGAGGCUUGCCUUACCAGUGUGAUAUCUCAUUUUGAAAACAGCCGAUUCAUGAAUAUCCUGUAUGCAUUCUUCGGGCUGGGAGCACUAGUUUCUCCUUUCGUCGUUGGAGCACUGGCCAAAGCUGGCAUUGCAUGGAGGCUUUAUUAUUGGUUCCCGUUCUCUCUGGCAGCCUUGGUCACCAUCUGCCAUUUUAUGCUCUUCAAGCGUUAUGUGAUGCCAUCUGAUCACGAGGAAACAUCCGAACACAAAAGUGUACGCGCAAAGUUCAAGAAAGUGAUGCACAUACCAACGACUUGGGUUGGGAUAAUCCUGAUCAUUCUUAGCUUCGCAAUUGCUGAUACACUUAGUAAUUGGCUAACAUCAUACCUGAUCGAUGUAAAAGGCUCCGGGCCGGACGUUUCUCGAUAUCAGCUAUCCAUGUUCUGGGCUGGAAAUACGCUCCUAUUAGUAGCUACCGGUGGGGCAAUCGGUCUGCUUUGGGCUGUCAACUCUACCGUGUCCAACUGGAUUGGUAUUGCCGUUGCCGGGUUCUUUUUGGGUCCAAAUACGCCUGGAAUCUUGUCCAUUAUAUCAACUCGCGUUCCACCGAGUCUUAAGGGGAUAGCGGUUUCUAUUACAAUCGGACUGGGGCUUGUUGGGGCAACUCUUGGGCCGUUACUUUUCGGUAUUACGAUUGGGAAGGUUAAACCAGGGCUGCAUAUUCUUCCUCCCGUUAUUAUGGUGCUAGCUUCCCUCUCUGCCUUAUUUUUCUGGGCUAUCCCGCCUCGUAGGAAAGUCGAGUAA